Messenger RNA from Cavia porcellus (domestic guinea pig), 1758 nucleotides. It is a transcript of the gene Ccdc188, whose product is annotated as coiled-coil domain containing 188. Bases 288 to 1505 code for a protein of 405 amino acids. The transcript is spliced from 9 exons. Lineage: Eukaryota; Metazoa; Chordata; Mammalia; Rodentia; Caviidae. The record is from RefSeq and is a predicted model, not a curated record.
AGAAGAUACUCACUGAGGGUGCUACUCCACAGACGCAGGGGACUGAGGACAAUAGGGUCUCAGGGACUCAGGGGCAGUGAGGACAGAGCCAUAAUGGGAGGGGCCCCAGCUUGGUUCCUACCCCAGCCCUGGCCCAUUGUGACCUCCCUGGCUGCACGUGGGCCUUUGUGACUGUCACUUGCGGUACACCUGUGAGCGAGCAUGACACCAAAGCACCCUCAGUAAGAGGGUGGCAGGUCAGCCAGGCCAGAGCCUGGACCUGGGGUCAGAAGAGGUUACAGGGAAGGAUGGAGGGGCCCAAAACUCUGGGGCCCUGUGGCCACUCUCACCCCCAGUGUCCCCCAGCCCCAGCCUCGAGCAGCCAUGGAGGAUGCCUCGAUCAGCCAUGCCCAGGAUUUGUAAGAUGGCCCUGCCUGGUCCCCCAGCCAUCUGUUCAUUCACUGGAGUCUUCAAGGAUUUUCCAAGCUCCAGGGCCAAAGGGUGGGGGGCCCAGAGCAGGAGGCAAGGCCUCUUUUCUAUCCAGUGAAGAAGAGGAGAUGCAGCAGCAGAGAGCAAGAGAGCCAGGGAGGCCAAGACCAGGAGAAAUGGAGGUGGGGAUGGGGUGGGGCUGGCACCUCCACUCAGGGUCGAAGCAAGGGCCACCCAGGCAGGGGACAUCCCCCAGCUCAGUGCCUAGACUCUGCCCCUGCCCCACCCUACCACCAGGAGGAGGGGCCUCAGUUUCACCCAGGGCAGCAUGCCCCCAGCUCCAGAGAGGGCAGCUGGGGUCUGCAAAACCAUCCUUUCUCCAGCUGGAUCAGAAGAAUCACAGCCUGAAAAGGCAGAAUCAGGACCUCCGGGAGCAACUGGGGGCAAUGCUGAGGCCAGGGCAGCAGUUUCUGCACCUAUGUCCUGAGCACUCCAGCUGUUCAGCCCUGGCCUGGUCCCCUGAGUCAGCCAGCACCCGGCCCCCAGAGGAAAGGGCUCCUGUACAGCUGCUGCGGCAUGAACUGUGCAGGGGAGAGGAGGCCUUCGUGCAGCAAUCUCAGAAUGAGCUGCAACAGAUCAGACUGUCCUUUGAGAAGAAGAAGAUGGCCAUCACAGAGGUGUGGGAUGGCGUGGCAGAGGUACACAUGGCCCUCAACAACCAGGCCACUGGGCUCCUGAACCUCAAGAAGGACAUUCGGGGUGUGCUAGACCAAAUGGAGGACAUUCAGCUGGAGAUUCUGGGGGAUCGGGCCCAGUGUCGCAGCCAGGCCAGGAAAGAGCAGCAGAUGGCGUGCAUGGCAAAAGGGAGGCCACAGCUGGGAUGUUCCAAGGGCUUCAAGGACCAGCUCUGGCUGCUGGCCCUGAGGCUGCUGCUGGGUACCCUGCUAGCCUGCACUGCUGCCUACGUGUACGUGGUGGACCCUGCGCCCUUUGAGGGGCUGGUGCCGCCCCUGCUGAGCCGAGCCACAGUCUGGAAGCUCCGGGCCCUGAUGGGCCCCUUCCUGCGUCUCGAGGUGGAUGACUUCCUGCCCUUCUAGGCUGGAGGCCCAGUAGCCCCAACGAGGAGGAGGUCAGGCUGCCGGCGCUGCCCCAGGUGUCCAGUAGCCACGCCGGCUCCUGCCCAUGGCACUGCCAAGCACCAUCCCUGCCAGAAGCUGUGAAGGGUGGAGGCGGGGUCUGUCCUGAGGGCUGGACCUGUGACUGGACAUAUAGUCAUGACACGUUUGGCAUGUGAGCUUGUUUCCAAGGAAACCAAUGUGGGGGCAAAUGUUUUGACACUUCCAAGGUACU